Durusdinium trenchii is the source of this 1351-nucleotide messenger RNA. Lineage: Eukaryota; Dinophyceae; Suessiales; Symbiodiniaceae. The record is from the annotation of a GenBank genome assembly.
UCAGGCACCCUUGCCUCAGCAUGUGGUGGUGCCUGAAGCCACCAGCAAAAGUGAGAUGUCCCGGAGGGUGUUGUACCUUUCCGUGCUUCUGGCGGUCUACGUGGUGGUGAACGCGCUGGUGCACUACGCCUUUGACGUGGCCGCCAUUGAGUCAGCCAUCAGCCAGAUCCGCGCGGUCACGGAGAUGAAGGGCCGCUACGACAUGGCGGGGCUCCUGAUUGGUUUAAUGCCAGGCCUGGCCUACUCGAUCGUAUUGGGCCUUCUGGUACCUUUGUGUGGGUACUUUGGCGCGAAGUCAGACAGUCAAGGCCUUGUGGGAUGCUUUUGUGGCUGCAAUGCUUUGCAGUGCGGCUGUUCCAUCUGCGGGCUCGUGAUGACUGUUCUUACGCUAGCUUUGAUCUCAUCUGCAACACCAGGGAUUGAGCACUACUUACAAGAAUGCGACCCCCACCAAUGCACCCAGUGGCCUGAUCACUUCAGCCCGGAGAUGAAGCAGCAGCAUACUGUGGACUGCCUGGCCGCUGGAGUGUGGCCAGAUUAUCGGCAGCAAUUUGGUGGCUCAAAGGCCUACCCGUCUAUUUGCCCCAAGGUGGUGCUGAAGUGUGAGACGGAGGACGUUGAGGAACCUCGGCCUUUGCAUGGAGUCUUUGGCGGUUCGUGGCCAGGACCCAGGGUGGUUUCGCCCCUGGAGUCGACCACCUUCUACCCGACCUUUGUGCGAAGUGGUUCUAUUCUCCGCGGCGGCGGCAGGCCGUUAGAGGCGCCAGAGGAUGCAGUUCCCGCCAUUGCUGCCGUUCCGGCAUCAAAGGCGAUUCGCGUGCCAAGUUUAUCAAGUUUCCUGGGACGACGUUUGCAGUUUGUUCCCCACCGAUGGCGCGCCCCUCGAGCGCACCAUUUUGACACGGACGACAUCAUGAAGGAGAUUCCGAUGCCUGAGAGCCCAAUCGACUCCUGCAAGCCGGAGAAGAAAGGCAUCAAAAUCCUGCAUGACGCCAGCGUUUUGGUCCCAGAACUGGUGCCCAAGCUGGUGCUCUACAUGGCCAUCCAGGCAUUGCUUCUGAUUCCGGUGAUCCUCUUCGGAUGCUUGGGCUUCUGCUGGGGCAAAGACCUCUUCAACAAGUUGGGUCAAGGCUACGGGCAGCUGGAGGCGGCUCAACCAAGGGUCACCAACGCGGAGAUGAUGACGGUCACGCCCGAGGCGCCGCCAGCGCCCACGCAACCGGCGAGCACCGCAUAAGCGGUUGUGCUGACCGGCACGGCACCACUGAGAGUGGCACGGCACUGCGCUGAGUGCCCCUCGAUCCUUUUUAGGACCACGUUCCGUCCCAGAGGCUUACCAGUGCCCUUUGAG